CUAUGCGUCUCAACGCCAUAACUACCUCUCCCUUCCAAAAAACCCUUACCCGUGCUACCUCUCGUUUACCUCUCUAAUCGAUCUCUGUCUGUCUCUCGAUCAAUCGCGCUAGCCCCUUCUAUUCGUCAACAUGACGUCCAUAGGUACAGGCUAUGACCUUUCGAACUCGGUCUUCUCCCCAGAUGGAAGGAACUUCCAGGUCGAGUAUGCCGUCAAGGCCGUUGAGAAUGCAGGAACAUCUAUUGGAAUCAAGUGCAAGGAUGGUGUCGUCCUGGCUGUGGAAAAGAUCAUUACCAGCAAGCUCCUGAAACCCGGUGCGAACAAGAGAAUAGCGACUGUGGACCGCAAUAUCGGUAUUGUCUCUUCUGGGUUGAUCCCCGACGGCCGUCACUUUGUGUCGAGGGCCAGAGAUGAGGCCUCGUCAUGGAGGAGGACAUACAAGGGACCCAUCCCCACAUCAGCCUUGGCCGAUCGGUUGGGCGGCUACGUCCAGGCUUAUACUCUGUACUCCAGUGUCCGCCCAUUUGGUGUGACUGCCAUUGUGGGCGGUUGGGACUCCGAGGUAGAGUUGUCUGUUGACGGCCAAGUCGGUGCUGGACCACAGAGCGGUUCUGGUGGGAAGGUCGAGGGCGCAAAGGCAGGGGGCCCCGGCCUCUACAUGAUUGAACCAAGCGGUCUAUAUUGGGGCUAUUACGGUGCCGCGACCGGAAAGGGCCGACAAGCUGCCAAGGCCGAGCUGGAGAAGCUGGAUCUUCAAUCGGGGAACCUGAGUCUGCUUGAUGGAGUCAAGGAGGCAGCUCGGAUUAUCUACAUUGCGCACGAGGACAGCAAGGAUAAAGAGUUCGAACUGGAAAUGACUUGGAUCAGUUCCACUGAUGGCCCGACGAAAGGCAGGCACGAAGAGGUCCCCAAAGACAUUCUAGAGGAAGCUGAAAAGGCAGCGAAGAAGGCGCUAGAAGGCGAAGACGAGGAGGAGGAAGAAGGAACCGGUGAGCGAAUGGAGGAGUAGAGGGUUGGGCAUUUUGUACGACCCUUCAGUUAAAUCGAUGAUGACUUGUGAGAUGCAGUUCUAGACAGAUAGACAUGCAAUCUGCAAUACGCGCGGAUUUCUAUCUCUGUACUUGACGUCUUAAUUUGAGGUUCUUCUGAAAUAUAGCAGGCCACCCUACUAUAUCAUGGCCCCUCCAAACUUUGGUCCUUGAGGAUCCUGUCUCCCUUGGUCCUG
Molecule: messenger RNA, 1225 nt
Organism: Paecilomyces variotii
Lineage: Eukaryota; Fungi; Ascomycota; Eurotiomycetes; Eurotiales; Thermoascaceae
Product: proteasome component C1
Exons: 5
Coding region: 131-1009 (292 amino acids)
Biological process (GO): ubiquitin-dependent protein catabolic process
Cellular component (GO): nucleus; proteasome core complex, alpha-subunit complex; proteasome core complex
Source: RefSeq, a predicted model, not a curated record